This is a messenger RNA of Vairimorpha ceranae, 2088 nucleotides long. Its product is annotated as glutaminyl-trna synthetase. The record is from RefSeq and is a predicted model, not a curated record. Gene Ontology annotation, molecular function: ATP binding; glutamine-tRNA ligase activity. Gene Ontology annotation, biological process: glutaminyl-tRNA aminoacylation; translation. The coding region runs from base 1 to 2088 and encodes 695 amino acids. Lineage: Eukaryota; Fungi; Microsporidia; Nosematidae. The transcript has a single exon. Gene Ontology annotation, cellular component: cytoplasm; cytosol.
AUGUUUGAUGUUGAAAGUUUGUUAAAAAAAUUAAAUGUCAGUGAGGAUAAAAAAGAAAAUAUUUUACAAAAAGAGCAACUUAAGAAAAACCUAGAAACGCUUUAUACAAAUUUUGAUACGGACAAUAAACUUCUUUUUACUCUUGCGUGUACUGCGCCAAAAAAAAUUGAUAUAUUAAUUUUUGGUAUAUUAAUUAAUGAAAAUGUCAUAAAAAACGAUGCAACAUUGCGAGCUUCUAUGAAGUUUGCCAUUAAGAAUACUGAUGUUACUUACGAAGAAUUAAAAGAUUUUAUAUUAAAAAACACCAAAUCAAAGGAAGAAGUUUCAGAGAUAAUUAAUAAAGCUUGUUUGUCCGGAAAAAGUAAAAAAGAAGUUUAUAUUAUUUUAAAGAAUAAACUUCCAUUUGAAGAUUCAAAAUAUUUAAUGGACGAAGUUAAUAAAUUUGAGAUCGAUACUUCUAAGUCAAAAAAGGUUAAGGAUUGGCUUGAAGAAGGAGAAGUAUCAAUGUUACAUAAACCCGGUGACAAUCCACAACUUAACGAAAAAAUUUUAAAAGACCAUUUAGAAAGAACAGGUGGAAAAGUUGUUACUAGAUUCCCCCCAGAGCCAAAUGGUAUUUUACAUAUUGGUCAUGCAAAAGCUAUAAAUCUUGAUUUUGGAUACGCGGAAAAAUAUAAUGGAAUUUGUUAUCUUAGAUUUGACGAUACAAAUCCGAGAAAUGAAGAAGAUUAUUAUUUCGAAUCUAUUAUUGAAGACGUUAAAUGGUUAGGAUUUGAACCUUAUGCAAUUACAUCGUCAAGUAAAUAUUUUGGUGAUAUGUGUGAACUUGCUGAGAAAUUGAUAUUAAAAGAUAAGGCUUAUAUUUGUGAGUUAUCAAAUGAAGAAUUAAAAAAAAGAAGAAGAAUGCUUUCAGAGGCAUUUGAAACUGACAAAGAUAAGAGUAUUGAAGAAUUGGGAUUGAUUCUUAGUCCAUAUAGAAAUAGAGAAAUUUCUGAAAAUCUUAAAAUUUUUAGAGAGAUGGUAGAAAAGAAACAUAAAGAAGGAGACUAUACAUUGAGGUUUAAAAUGGAUAUAAGGUCUAAGAAUCCAAUGAUGUUUGAUUUAGUGGGCAUGAGGAUUAUUGAUUGUGAUCAUGUUGUAACUAAAGAUAAGUAUAAUUUGUAUCCAUCGUACGAAUUCGCGCUUUGUGUUUCUGAUUCUCUUGAGGAUGUUACUCAUUCUUUUUGCACUCGAGAAUUUUUUACUAGACAAGAAAGUUAUAAAUGGCUUUUGGAUGCAUUAGAAAUUUAUAAACCAGUUCAAUGGGAGUUUAGUAGAUUAAAUAUCAGUAAUACUGUAUUAAGUAAAAGAAAAAUCGUGCCACUUAAGAAAUAUGGCAUAGAACUUGAUGAUCCAAGACUGUAUACUAUAAAAGGUAUGAGGAGACGAGGUAUACCUCCACAAGCUAUAAACAAUUUUGUUAAAAGUCUAGGGAUAACAUAUGCAGAGACUAUUAUUGAUAACAAAAAAUUUGAAAGUUUUAUUAGAGAUGAAUUGAAUAAAACAACGCAAAGAGUUAUGUGUGUAAUGGAUCCUCUUAAGAUUUAUAUUAGAAAUGCGAAAGAGCAAGAAAUUUCAAUUCCAAACAGCAAUCAAAAAAUAAUCUUUAAACCUUAUAUUUAUAUUGAAAAGUCAGAUUUCAAAAUGGAAGAUGAUGAUAAGGACUUUUUACGCUUUACACCAAAUCAAUCUGUUGGGUUGUAUAUGUUUGGCGCAAUUAAAUUCAUAAAAUUUGAUAAUGACAUGAUUAUUGCGGAAUUAACAAACGAAACACCCAAAAAGUUUAUUCAUUGGGUAAGUUGUGAUAGUAUAAAGGUUACUAUAAGGCUUUAUGAUCCUUUAUUCAGGUCAUUUAAUCCCGAAGAAGGUAAUUAUUUAGACAAUAUAAAUCUUGAUAGUCUAAAGACAGUGGUUGGAUAUUGCGAUGAUAGAAUUAAAGGGUGUGAGGUUGAAGACAAAUUUCAAUUUCAAAGAGUUGGAUAUUUUUGCGUAGAUCCAGACACGACACCUGAGAAUAUAGUUUUUAAUCGAAUUAUUACUCUUAUAUAA